AUGUCGGAGACUGCUGGUAAGCACAUUUUUCGAAUGCCUCGUUCUAGAAUGCUUGGCCCCUGUUGACCAGUGCCAGUAGAUGGCUAUACGUAGGUAUUCAGUAUGUCUAAGACUGUUGAUAAGCAGCCUAUAAAAGAGUGUUGUCUGCUUACAGAAUGCUUGUCCCUACUGACCAGUGCCAGCACCAUCUUCUCCUUCAUCCUGCUAUGUGGAGUGGUGCUGCUGGUGGGCUUCUUCAACCUGGAGUAUUACACAGGUGAGUCAGACAAUGAAGGGUUCUCCCAGGGAUGACAGUUCUGAGUGAAAGGAGCCGGAGGUGAUUGCUGCACUCCAUUUCUUUAGAUUGAAUCAGGGUGCAAUGGGUGGAGCGAGGACAUAGUGCGUUUGAAAAUACAAAUACUGACAAAAAAAAAAACGAUGCUCUCCCUGUACUGUAGGUGGCUUUGUAUAUGGAGGUGCCAAUGGCCUGGGACAUACAUAGUCCCAGCAUUCACCCUCUUUUAUUUAUUGUUUGAUUGAUUGAUUUCCACCAGUCGUCCCAUCCAUCGCCUGCUCCAAGAUCGACCUCCUAGGUCAGGUGCUUCACCCCCGUCAGUUCGUCCACUCACUGGCGCACUGUAUCAUGGGUGUUGUAGUGGCUUGGUGUUGUGCCUUCACCAUCGGAGGGCGCUACCGGGCCUUGGGGCACCCCUGUACACAGGAUGAGAGGUGAGACACCACACAACGUGUUUUUAACUGCCAUACACACACGGAUGUAAAUUAAGAAAGCCCGCUGGCCCGAGGCUAGUACUUUUCAGACUGGGCUAGUAGAAAACUCGCCAAACUAGCCUGCCGGCUAGGGAAGUGUUGUACCUUUCGAUACCAAUUGGUACAUGUUGGACCCGGUAAAACUACUAGCCUGGUUGGCUAGUUCCUGCAUACACCUCAUGGCUGUAGAGUAGUAAUUCCUUAUUUAUGGAAGAAUACUCUUAUUCAUAAUAAUUCAUAAUAUUUGGUCAACAUUUCGGUUGAGGUUGGGGACCUCAAGUUUACUUUAGUGAAACAUUCUUACUUGUUUUCCCCUAUACGAGUAAAAAAAACAACAACAGUCCUCAUAAGUUUUUUGGGUUUUGUUGUAACUUCCCCAUAUCUCUGUCUGUUGUUGUGUUGGUUACAGUAGUAGUGGUCCUGAGAUGUGCCUGAAUGAAUACCACCUGGUGCUGCUGCUGGUCGGGGCCUUCAUCGGAUACAGCCACAGCCUGCUGGGCGUGGUCCACAACAUCAACUAUGUCUCGUUCCACACCAUGCGGGUACAUACUCUCUUCUUCAUUUAUUUACUAUCUGUUUUUUACAUUCUAGAAUAAUAGUGAAGACAUCAACUAUGAAAUAACACGUAUGGAAUCAUGUAGUAACCAAAAAAGUGUUAAACAAAAUUUUCAAAUAUUCACCCUUUGCCUGGAUGACAGCUUUGCACACUCUUGGCAUUCUCUCGACCAUUUCAAUUAACAGGUGUGCCUUGUUUCAUUUUGUCGUUAUAAUAAUGUUUGUAGCAAUUUGUGAAAAUCAUUGUGGAAAUCUGUUGCAGCUCAAGUCUACAAAACCUGCAGUGCUGUCUCUAUGGGCUGGCUAGCUAGGUUAAUAAAGUUGCAGUUGUUAUUAACCGACUGCUUCAGAACAGCCGAGUGUGUUGUUAGAUGCUUUUUUUUCUUCAGAUCUCCGCUAAACAAAUACUGUGGCAAGAAAAAGUAUGUGAACCCUUUGGAAUUACCUGGGUUUCUGCAUAAAUUGGUCAAAAAUUUGGUCUGAUCUUGAUCUAAGUCAAAACAAUAGACAACCACAGUGUGCUAAAACUAAUAACACACAAACAAUGAUAAGUUUUCAUGUCUUUAUUGAACAAACCGUGUAAACAUUCACAGUGCAUGGUGGGAAAAGGAUAUGAGCCCUUGGAUUUAAUAACUGGUUGACCCUCCUUUGGCAGCAAUAACCUCGACCAAACGUUUUCUGUAGUUGCAGAUCAGACCUGAACAACGGUCAGGAGGAAGUUUGGAACAUUCCUCUUUACAAACCCGUUUCAGUUCAGCAAUAUGUGUCUGGUGUGAACCGCUCUCUCGAGGUCAUGCCACAGCAUCUUGAUAAACUUGUGAAUUCAUUUUUCCGUCGACGAUAGCAAGCUGUCCAGGCCCUGAGGCAGCAAAGCAGCCCCAAACCAUGAUGCUCCCUCCACCAUACUUUACAGUUGGGAUGAGGUUUUGAUGUUGGUGUGCUGUGCCUUUCUUUCUCCACACAUAGUGUUGUGUGUUCCUUCCUUCCAAACAACUCAACUUUAGUUUCAUCUGUUCACAGAAUAUUUUGCCAGUAGCGCUGUGGAACAUCCAGGUGCUCUUUUGCGAACUUCAGACGUGCAGCAAUGUUUUUUUUGGCAUCAGUGUCUUCUUCCGUGGUGUCCUCCCAUGAACACCAUUCUUGUUUAGUGUUUUACGUAUCGUAGACUCGUCAGCAGAGAUGUUAGCGUGUUCCAGAGAUUUCUGUAAGUCUUUAGCUGACUCUAGGAUUCUUCUUAACCUCGUUGAGCGUUCUGUGCUGUGCUCUUGCAGUCAUCUCUGCAGGACGGCCGCUCCUAGGGAGAGUAGCAACAGUGCUGAACUUUCUCCAUUUACAGACAAUUUGUCUUACCGUGGACAUCAAGGCUUUUAGAGAUACUUUUGAAACCCUUUCCAGCUUUAUGCAAGUCAACCAUUCUUAAUCUUAGGUCUUCUGAGAUCUCUUUUGUUCGAGGCAUGGUUCACAUCAGGCAAUGCUUCUUGUGAACAGCAAACUCACAUUUUUGAAAGUUUUUUUUUUUAUAGGGCAGGGCAGCUCUAACCAACAUCUCCGAUCUCGUCUCAUUGGUUGGACUCCAGGUUAGCUGACUCCUGCCUCCAAUUAGCUUUCGGAGAAGUCAUUAGCCUACGGGGUUCACAUUUUUCCCAACCUACACUGUGAAUGUUUAAAUGACGUUUUCAAUAUAGACAAGAAAAAUACAAUAAUUUAUCUGUUAUUAGUUUAACCUCUUUAAGGAUGGUACCCUUUGUUUUCCCCCCAAUUUUCGCCUAAAAUGACAUGUCCAAAUCUAACUGCUUGUAGCUCAGGACCUGAAGCACGGAUAUGCAUAUUCUUGAUACCAUUGGAAAGGAAACACUUUGAAGUUUGUGGAAAUGUAAAAUGAUUGUAGGAGAAUAUAACACAUUAGAUUUGGUAAAAGAUAAUACAAACAAACAAAAAAACGUUUUUUUUUUUAUUCCAUCAUCUUUGAAAUGCAAGAGAAAGGCCACAAUAUAAUAUUGCAGUUUAGGUGCAAUUUAGAUUUUGGCCAUUAGAUGGCAGCAGUGUGUGUGCAAUGUUUCAGAUUGAUCCAGUGAAGCAUUGCAAUACUGGACUAUUUUGUAUCAAGUCUGCCCAAAUGUGCCGAAUUGGUCAAUUGAUACAUUUUCAAGUACAUAACUAUAGAGAACAUACAAAAAUGAUAUGGUAAUACAAAAUGUAAGUUUACAUACUCCCAGGAAUGUCAUACAUGAUGGAUCAUUAGCUUAUACACUAACUUUCACACAUCUAGAUGGCCGGGUGGGGUGGGUGUGGAGCCAGAGACAGCAGGGGUUCAAACUGUAGAACCCAGAUCCUACAUUUGAAUAUACAAAUUUAUUUUAUCAAACAAAACUAUGCUACAUUUUAUCUCUGGGACCCUUAGGAUGACAAAUCAGAGCAAGAUUACUAAAUGUUAGUACAUUAUUUACCUUCAGAGGUGAAUGUAUCAAACCAGUUGCCGUGAUACGUUUUUUGUUGUUGUGCACUUUCCUCAAACAAUAGCAUGGUAUUUUUUCACUGUAAAUUGGACAGUGCAGUUAGAUUAACAAUAAUUUAAGCUUUCUGCCCAUAUAAGACAUGUCUAUGUCCUGGAAAGUUUGCUUGCUAAUCACAUUAGCGCACGUUAGCGAACCGUCCUGUUUACGGGACACCGAUCCCGUAGAGGUUGAACCCACUGCUCAUCUAUUGUUGUGACUUACAUGAAAAUCAGAUCAAAUUUUAUGACCAAUUUAUGCAGAAAUCCAGGUAAUUCCGAAGGGUUCACAUACUUUUUUUUGGCAUUCGGAAAGUAUUCAGACCCCUCCACUUUUUCCACAUUUUAUUGUGUUACAGCCUCAUUCUAAAAUUGAUUUAAUAAAUUGCCCUCAUCAAUCUACACACAAUAACCCAUAAUGACAAAGCGAAAACCGUUUUUUAAGAAGUUUUAUCCCAUUUAUUACAAAAAAAAAAAAAAACGUAUUUACAUAAGUAUUCAGACCCUUUUCUAUGAGACUAGAAAUUUAGCUCAGGUGCAUCCUGUUUCCAUUGAUCAUCCUUGAGAUGUUUCUACAACUUGAUUGGAGUCCACCUGAGGUAAAUUAUAUUGAUUGGACAUGAUUUGGAAAGGCACACACCUGUCUAUAUAAAGGUCCCACAGUUGACAGUUCAUGUCAGAGCAAAAACCAAGCCAUGAGGUCAAAGGAAUUGUCCAUAGAGCUCCGAGACAGGAUUGUGUCGAGGCACAGAUCUGGGGAAGGGUACCAAAAAAUGUAUGCUGCAUUGAAGGUCCCCAAGAACACAGUGGCCUCCAUCAUUCUUAAAUGGAAGACGUUUGGAACCACCAAGACUCUUCCUAGAGCUGGUCGCCCGGCCAAACUGAGCAAUCUGGGGAGAAGGGUCUUGGUCAGGGAGGUGACCAAGAACCCGAUGGUCACUCUGACAGAGCUCCAGAUUUCCUCUGUGGAGAUGGGAGAACCUUCCAGAAGGACAACCAUCUCUGCAGCACUCCACCAAUCAGGCCUGUAUGGUAGAGUGGCCAGACGGAAGCCACUCCUCAGUAAAAGGCACAUGACAGCCCGCUUGGAGUUUGCCAAAAGGCACCUAAAGGACUCUCAGACCAUGAGAAACAAGAUUCUCUGGUCUGAUGAAACCAAGAUUGAACUAUUUUGGCCUGAAAGCCAAGCAUCACGUCUGGAGGAAACAUGGCACCAUCCCUACGGUGAAGCAUGGUGGUGGCAGCAUCAUGCUGUGGGGAUAUUUUUCAGCAGCAGGGACUGGGAGACUAGUCAGGAUCGAGGGGAAAGAUGAACGCAGCAAAGUACAGAGAGAUCCUUGAUGAAAACCUGCUCCAGAGCGCUCAGGACCUCAGACUGGGGCGACGGUUCACCUUCCAAGAGGACAACAACCUUAUGCACACAGCCAAGACAACGCAGGAGUGGCUUCAGGACAAGUCUCUGAAUGUCCUUGAGUGGCCCAGCCAGAAAAUAGCUGUGCAGCGAUGCUCCCCAUCCAACCUGACAGAGCUUGAGAGGAUCUGCAGAGAAGAAUGGGAGAAACUCCCCAAAUACAGGUGUGACAAGCUUGUAGCGUCAUACCCAAGAAGACUCAAGGCUGUAAUCGCUGCCAAAGGUGCUUCAACAAAGUACUGAGUAAAGGGUCUGAAUAUUUAUUUAAAUGUGAUUUUUCAUUUUUCAUUUUCCUACGGUGCACCCUACUGAACAUAACCCAUCGACGUCUACUAGUGUUGGGCAUUAUAGUUUCUGUUACCUUUUGACAGAACUAGCAAGGCACUUAACCCUAAUUGCUCCUGUAAGUCGCUCUGGAUAAGAGCGUCUGCUAAAAUGACUAAAAUGUAAAUGUAACUAUGUUAUGAGACAUCAGGAAGUGCCCUGUUCUCCUCAGGCUGCUUAGGGGAGGAGGCUCAUAAUAAUGUCUGGAAUGGAGUCAAUGGAAUGGAGUCAAACACAUGGAAACCAUGGAAACCCUGUCUCUGUGUGUGAUACCAUCCCAUUUACUCCAUUCCAGACAUUAUUAUGAGCCUCCUCCCCUCAGCGGCCUCCACUGCUCUGCUUUUCAUGUUUCAGCAAUACAAGUACCUCCGCUUCAAGGGAACUCUGCCCCUAGUGGUGAAAGCCAGUGCUGUUCAGGCUCUCUACUCUCUCAGGAACUUCCUCCUCCUCUAUUUCUUCCUGGGUAAGAUGAAGAAGACAUUACGAAGUCCGUCAAAGCUCUGUUUUGCGUAUGAGGUAUUCACCGGUAUAUAUGCAGUGGGGUGUCUCCCAACUGUUCUGUAGUCAAAUGAUGAAGGUAUUGUUAAUGAUGUCUAUCUCCCUGUCUUUCAGGAUAUGCACCACGAGCGUGGAUCUGUAAAACACUUGACCUCAACAUCAACAGGUUAACCUCAUGAUAUCAUUUGAAUCUGACCCAGAUACCCCUCUACUACUAGGGAGCUCACCCAGAUACCCCUCUACUACUAGGGAGCUCCCCCAGAUACCCCUCUACUACUAGGGAGCUCCCCCAGAUACCCCUCUACUACUAGGGAGCUCACCCAGAUACCCCUCUACUACUAGGGAGCUCACUCAGAUACCCCUCUACUACUAGGGAGCUCACCCAGAUACCCCUCUACUACUAGAGAGCUCACCCAGAUACCCCUCUACUACUAGGGAGCUCACCCAGAUACCCCUCUACUACUAGGGAGCUCACUCAGAUACCCCUCUACUACUAGGGAGCUCACCCAGAUACCCCUCUACUACUAGAGAGCUCACCCAGAUACCCCUCUACUACUAGGGAGCUCCCCCAGAUACCCCUCUACUACUAGGGAGCUCCCCCAGAUACCCCUCUACUACUAGGGAGCUCACCCAGAUACCCCUCUACUACUAGGGAGCUCACCCAGAUACCCCUCUACUACUAGGGAGCUCACCCAGAUACCCCUCUACUACUAGGGAGCUCACCCAGAUACCCCUCUACUACUAGGGAGCUCACCCAGAUAUCCCUCUACUAUUAGGGAGCUCACCCAGAUACCCCUCUACUACUAGGGAGCUCACCCAGAUACCCCUCUACUACUAGGGAGCUCACCCAGAUACCCCUCUACUACUAGGGAGCUCACCCAGAUACCCCUCUACUACUAGGGAGCUCACCCAGAUACCCCUCUACUACUAGAUAGCUCACCCAGAUACCCCUCUACUAAUAGGGAGCUCACCCAGAUACCCCUCUACUACUAGGGAGCUCACCCAGAUACCCCUCUACUACUAGGGAGCUCACCCAGAUACCCCUCUACUACUAGGGAGCUCACCCAGAUAUCCCUCUACUACUAGGUAGCUCACCCAGAUACCCCUCUACUACUAGGUAGCUCACCCAGAUACCCCUCUACUACUAGGGAGCUCACCCAGAUACCCCUCUACUACUAGGGAGCUCACCCAGAUACCCCUCUACUACUAGGGAGCUCACCCAGAUACCCCUCUACUACUAGGGAGCUCACCCAGAUACCCCUCUACUACUAGGGAGCUCCCCCAGAUAUCCCUCUACUACUAGGGAGCUCACCCAGAUACCCCUCUACUACUAGGGAGCUCACCCAGAUACCCCUCUACUACUAGGGAGCUCACCCAGAUACCCCUCUACUACUAGGGAGCUCACCCAGAUAUCCCUCUACUACUAGAUAGCUGUAUUUAGAUGGGACUCCUCAUAUUCCUUUCCUAAUGUAUUUUAAGUCUUAGUGUGCUGUGAAAUCUGUUAUGAAUGUAUUGUAAUGUUUUUUUUAAAUGUAUAACUGCCUUAAUUUUGCUGGACAUCAGGAAGAGUAGCUUCUGCCUUGGCAGCAGCUAAUGGGGAUCCAUAAUAAAUACAAAAGUCCUGCAUUGAAUACGUCGUUAAAAAAUGAUGUCAGUAUUCCACUGGAAUGGAAUGGUACAUGCAGCAAGACAGACUGAACCGAUGACAGACGUGUUCUUGUCUCCCCCUCUAGUUCAAUCCAUUCCCUGGACAGUGUGUCUAGUCUUUUGGACCUUUCUCUCCUCUAUCACCUGUGGAUCAGUGGGACCUUCCUCCUCCUCACCUGGUACACCACAGUGCUGCUCUUCAGGAUCUUUGUUACCGAGGUACAUAUAGCUCCUCUGACCCCUAACCCCUUACACCUCGAUCAGACCGACAGCGUCAUUGCGUUUUGGUACACCAGAAGUACAUUAUUUUCCAAUGGAACGCUGCGUUUGCCUUGCGGCGUUGCAGAGGCAGUUGCAGUGAGUUCAGAUGCAUCAGAUUGUAUGAGUAGACGUGACAGAAAUAGUAGUAAAAGGUGAAUGUUGAACUUUUGUUGCUCACAUAUCCACUAAACAUGUUGGAUUACAUCAUGGGAAAAAUAUGACUGCAGAAUUGAUUACGCAGCGUUGAUGCAAUGACGCUGUCGGUCUGAUCAAGGCGUAACCUUCACCUGGUACAUCACUGUCCUGCUCCUCAGGACCUAACCCUAACCUCUGACCCCUAACCUUCCUCUUGCUGACCUGGUACGAUACAUCACUGUCCUGCUCCUCAGGAUCUAACCUCUGACCCCUAACCUUCCUCUUGCUGACCUGGUACGAUACAUCACUGUCCUGCUCCUCAGGAUCUAACCUCUGACCCCUAACCUUCCUCUUGCUGACCUGGUACGAUACAUCACUGUCCUGCUCCUCAGGAUCUAACCUCUGACCCCUAACCUUCCUCUUGCUGACCUGGUACGAUACAUCACUGUCCUGCUCCUCAGGAUCUAACCUCUGACCCCUAACCUUCCUCUUGCUGACCUGGUACGAUACAUCACUGUCCUGCUCCUCAGGAUCUAACCUCUGACCCCUAGCCUUCCUCUUGCUGACCUGGUACGAUACAUCACUGUCCUGCUCCUCAGGAUCUAACCCUAACCGCUGACCCCUAACCUUCCUCUUGCUGACCUGGUACGAUACAUCACUGUCAUGCUCCUCAGGACCUAACCCUAACCUCGGACCCCUAACCUUCCUCUUGCUGACCUGGUACGAUACAUCACUGUCCUGCUCCUCAGGAUCUAACCUCUGACCCCUAACCUUCCUCUUGCUGACCUGGUACGAUACAUCACUGUCCUGCUCCUCAGGAUCUAACCCUAACCGCUGACCCCUAACCUUCCUCUUGCUGACCUGGUACGAUACAUCACUGUCCUGCUCCUCAGGACCUAACCCUAACCUCGUACCCCUAACCUUCCUCUUGCUCACCUGGUACGAUACAUCACUGUCCUGCUCCUCAGGAUCUAACCCUAACCGCUGACCCCUAACCUUCCUCUUGCUGACCUGGUACGAUACAUCACUGUCCUGCUCCUCAGGGAGUGAAUGCUCAUUCUUUCUGUCUAUUGGACUGACUCACUGCUUCUCCACCAGUCUAGUCUAGUCCUGGACUGACUCACUGCUUCUCCACCAGUCUAGUCCUGGACUGACUCACUGCUUCUCCACCAGUCUAGUCUAUUGGACUGGCUCACUGCUUCUCUACCAGUCUAGUCCUGGACUGACUCACUGCUUCUCCACCAGUCUAGUCCUGGACUGACUCACUGCUUCUCCACCAGUCUAGUCUAUUGGACUGACUCACUGCUUCUCCACCAGUCUAGUCUGUUGGACUGACUCACUGCUUCUCCACCAGUCUAGUCUAGUCCUGGACUGACUCACUGCUUCUCCACCAGUCUAGUCCUGGACUGACUCACUGCUUCUCUACCAGUCUAGUCUAUUGGACUGACUCACUGCUUCUCCACCAGUCUAGUCUAUUGGACUGACUCACUGCUUCUCCACCAGUCUAGUCCUGGACUGACUCACUGCUUCUCUACCAGUCUAGUCUAUUGGACUGACUCACUGCUUCUCCACCAGUCUAGUCUAUUGGACUGACUCACUGCUUCUCCACCAGUCUAGUCCUGGACUGACUCACUGCUUCUCCACCAGUCUAGUCCUGGACUGACUCACUGCUUCUCCACCAGUCUAGUCCUGGACUGACUCACUGCUUCUCCACCAGUCUAGUCUAGUCCUGGACUGACUCACUGCUUCUCCACCAGUCUAGUCUAUUGGACUGACUCACUGCUUCUCCACCAGUCUAGUCCUGGACUGACUCACUGCUUCUCCACCAGUCUAGUCCUGGACUGACUCACUGCUUCUCCACCAGUCUAGUCUAUUGGACUGACUCACUGCUUCUCCACCAGUCUAGUCCUGGACUGACUCACUGCUUCUCCACCAGUCUAGUCUAGUCCUGGACUGACUCACUGCUUCUCCACCAGUCUAGUCCUGGACUGACUCACUGCCUCUCUACCAGUCUAGUCCUGGACUGACUCACUGCUUCUCCACCAGUCUAGUCCUGGACUGACUCACUGCUUCUCCACCAGUCUAGUCUAUUGGACUGACUCACUGCUUCUCCACCAGUCUAGUCCUGGACUGACUCACUGCUUCUCCACCAGUCUAGUCCUGGACUGACUCACUGCUUCUCCACCAGUCUAGUCUAGUCCUGGACUGACUCACUGCUUCUCUACCAGUCUAGUCUAUUGGACUGACUCACUGCUUCUCCACCAGUCUAGUCUAUUGGACUGACUCACUGCUUCUCCACCAGUCUAGUCCUGGACUGACUCACUGCUUCUCCACCAGUCUAGUCUAUUGGACUGACUCACUGCUUCUCCACCAGUCUAGUCUAUUGGACUGACUCACUGCUUCUCCACCAGUCUAGUCCUGGACUGACUCACUGCUUCUCCACCAGUCUAGUCUAUUGGACUGACUCACUGCUUCUCCACCAGUCUAGUCCUGGACUGACUCACUGCUUCUCCACCAGUCUAGUCCUGGACUGACUCACUGCUUCUCCACCAGUCUAGUCUAUUGGACUGACUCACUGCUUCUCCACCAGUCUAGUCUAUUGGACUGACUCACUGCUUCUCCACCAGUCUAGUCUAUUGGACUGACUCACUGCUUCUCCACCAGUCUAGUCCUGGACUGACUCACUGCUUCUCCACCAGUCUAGUCCUGGACUGACUCACUGCUUCUCCACCAGUCUAGUCUAUUGGACUGACUCACUGCUUCUCCACCAGUCUAGUCUAUUGGACUGACUCACUGCUUCUCCACCAGUCUAGUCCUGGACUGACUCACUGCUUCUCCACCAGUCUAGUCCUGGACUGACUCACUGCUUCUCCACCAGUCUAGUCUAUUGGACUGACUCACUGCUUCUCCACCAGUCUAGUCCUGGACUGACUCACUGCUUCUCCACCAGUCUAGUCCUGGACUGACUCACUGCUUCUCCACAAGUCUAGUCCUGGACUGACUCACUGCUUCUCCACCAGUCUAGUCUAUUGGACUGACUCACUGCUUCUCCACCAGUCUAGUCUAUUGGACUGACUCACUGCUUCUCCACCAGUCUAGUCCUGGACUGACUCACUGCUUCUCCACCAGUCUAGUCCUGGACUGACUCACUGCUUCUCCACCAGUCUAGUCUAUUGGACUGACUCACUGCUUCUCCACCAGUCUAGUCCUGGACUGACUCACUGCUUCUCCACCAGUCUAGUCCUGGACUGACUCACUGCUUCUCCACCAGUCUAGUCCUGGACUGACUCACUGCUUCUCCACCAGUCUAGUCCUGGACUGACUCACUGCUUCUCUACCAGUCUAGUCCUGGACUGACUCACUGCUUCUCUACCAGUCUCUAACUGACUGUUAAGUAUUUACUCUCUAUGGCUGCUGUUCGAUUCACAACCAUUCUUCUCCCAGAAGUGUGCACUUCUAACCUGUCUGCUUAGUACCAUAGAAAAUAUAAGUAUGAUUUGACAAUGAUAAUUUCUUGCAGGUUUACAGUUUUCCUGUCCAGUCCACGUUCACAGAGGAUGCUCACCAGUGCCUCCCCAAAGUUAUCACUGGCAUGCAACCAAUGAUACUGAAGGUAAGCGUUCUACAUCAAUUUAACAAUGGAAACAAUCCAUUUCAGGAUCAUCAGCAUUCCCUGUUAUGAGUGACUUCGAUUUGAUUUUCCUCUGUUAAAGCUUCUGUUGUGACUAACGAUCGAUUGAUUUUACCCUCUGUUCUGUAUCCCUCCAGUUAACCGUACAUCUGUUCUGUGUCCUGUCAGUUCCUAAACCUCCAGUUAACCGUACAUCUGUUCUGUGUCCUGUCAGUUCCUAGUCCUCCAGUUAACCAUACAUCUGUUCUGUGUCCUGUCAGUUCCUAGUCCUCCAGUUAACCAUACAUCUGUUCUGUGUCCUGUCAGUUCCUAAACCUCCAGUUAACCGUACAUCUGUUCUGUGUCCUGUCAGUUCCUAAACCUUCCAGUUAACCAUACAUCUGUUCUGUGUCCUGUCAGUUUCUAGCCCUCCAGGACCUGGCUCUGCUGUCUCAACACUCUCCUUCUAGACGUCUGGAGGUGUUCAGUCUCAGCCAACCAGGUGACCCCACUGCUCUGCCUGCAUAAAUACAACUAAUGCAUAUUUAUACUUUCACAUUACAGAAUGCACUUCAUGUGUCUCAUUACUUACAGUAAAAAAUAAAAACGCUAUCUGCAUUAUCAAUAUAUUUAGAUUAUUCCUCUGUUGACAUUGGAAAUGUCUCUGAAACAUCAACUGGCUCUGCAGUAUGCAUAUUCUUCUGUCUGUUGUUCCCAGAGUAAUGUCCCCUAUCUGCCGUUCUGUCUGUUGUUCCCAGAGUAAUGUCCCCUAUCUGCCGUUCUGUCUGUUGUUCCCAGAGUAAUGUCCCCUGUCUGCCGUUCUGUCUGUUGUUCCCCGAGUAAUGUCCCGUCUGCCGUUCUGUCUGUUAUUCCCAGAGUAAUGUCCCGUCUGCCGUUCUGUCUGUUAUUCCCAGAGUAAUGUCCCCCGUCUGCCGUUCUGUCUGUUAUUCCCAGAGUAAUGUCCCCUAUCUGCCGUUCUGUCUGUUGUUCCCAGAGUAAUGUCCCAUCUGUCGUUCUGUCUGUUGUUCCCAGAGUAAUGUCCCAUCUGUCGUUCUGUCUGUUGUUCCCAGAGUAAUGUCCCCUGUCUGCCGUUCUGUCUGUUAUUCCCAGAGUAAUGUCCCCUGUCUGCCGUUCUGUCUGUUGUUCCCAGAGUAAUGUCCCCUGUCUGCCGUUCUGUCUGUUGUUCCCAGAGUAAUGUCCCCUGUCUGCCGUUCUGUCUGUUAUUCCCAGAGUAAUGUCCCCUGUCUGCCGUUCUGUCUGUUGUUCCCAGAGUAAUGUCCCCUGUCUGCCGUUCUGUCUGUUGUUCCCAGAGUAAUGUCCCGUCUGCUGUUCUGUCUGUUAUUCCCAGAGUAAUGUCCCCUGUCUGCCGUUCUGUCUGUUAUUCCCAGAGUAAUGUCCCCUGUCUGCCGUUCUGUCUGUUGUUCCCAGAGUAAUGUCCCGUCUGCCGUUCUGUCUGUUAUUCCCAGAGUAAUGUCCCGUCUGCCGUUCUGUCUGUUAUUCCCAGAGUAAUGUCCCAUCUGUCGUUCUGUCUGUUGUUCCCAGAGUAAUGUCCCCUAUCUGCCGUUCUGUCUGUUGUUCCCAGAGUAAUGUCCCGUCUGCCGUUCUGUCUGUUGUUCCCAGAGUAAUGUCCCCUGUCUGCCGUUCUGUCUGUUGUUCCCAGAGUAAUGUCCCCUGUCUGCCGUUCUGUCUGUUAUUCCCAGAGUAAUGUCCCCUGUCUGCCAUUCUGUCUGUUGUUCCCAGAGUAAUGUCCCCUGUCCUGCCGUUUAUUUCCCUGAGUAAUGUCCUGUCUGCCGUUCUGUCUGUUAUUCCCUGAGUAAUGUCCCCUGUCUGCCGUUCUGUCUGUUGUUCCCAGAGUAAUGUCCCCUGUCUGCCGUUCUGUCUGUUGUUCCCCGAGUAAUGUCCCGUCUGCCGUUCUGUCUGUUAUUCCCUGAGUAAUGUCCCGUCUGCCGUUCUGUCUGUUAUUCCCAGAGUAAUGUCCCCCGUCUGCCGUUCUGUCUGUUAUUCCCAGAGUAAUGUCCCCCGUCUGUCGUUCUGUCUGUUAUUCCCAGAGUAAUGUCCCCUGUCUGUCGUUCUGUCUGUUAUUCCCAGAGUAAUGUUCUGUCUGUUGUUCCCAGAGUAAUGUCCCCUGUCUGCCGUUCUGUCUGUUAUUCCCAGAGUAAUGUCCCCUGUCUGCCGUUCUGUCUGUUAUUCCCAGAGUAAUGUCCCCUGUCUGCCGUUCUGUCUGUUGUUCCCAGAGUAUGUCCCGUCUGCCGUUCUGUCUGUUAUUCCCAGAGUAAUGUCCCGUCUGCUGUUCUGUCUGUUUAUUCCCAGAGUAAUGUCCCGUCUGCCGUUCUGUCUGUAUUCCCAGAGUAAUGUCCCGUUGUGUUCUGUCUGUUAUUCCCAGAGUAAUGUCCCGUCUGCCGUUCGUAUGUUAUUCCCAGAGUAAUGUCCCAUCUGUCGUUCUGUCUGUUGUUCCCAGAGUAAUGUCCCGUCUGCCGUUCUCUGUUAUUCCCAGAGUAAUGUCCCAUCUGCCGUUCUGUCUGUUGUCCCAGAGUAAUGUCCCCUAUCUGCCUUGUCUGUUGUUCCCAGAGUAAUUGUCCCUAUCUGCGUUCUGUCUGUGUUCCAGAGUAAUGUCCCUGUCUGUCGUUCUGUCUGUUGUUCCCAGAGUAAUGUCCCAUCUGUCGUUCUGUCUGUUAUUCCCAGAGUAAUGUCCCCUGUCUGCCGUUCUGUCUGUUGUUCCCUGAGUAAUGUCCCGUCUGCCGUUCUGUCUGUUAUUCCCUGAGUAAUGUCCCGUCUGCCGUUCUGUCUGUUAUUCCCUGAGUAAUGUCCCGUCUGCCGUCUGUUAUUCCCUGAGUAAUGUCCCGUCUGCCGUUCUGUCUGUUAUUCCCUGAGUAAUGUCCCGUCUGCCGUUCUGUCUGUUAUUCCCAGAGUAAUGUCCCGUCUGCCGUUCUGUCUGUUAUUCCCUGAGUAAAGUAAAGUCAUCACUAGCUUCCAUAGCCACAGUCAUAAUUAUGGCUAAACCCCGCCCAUUUCUACAAUGUAUCUUCUGACAAUUUUUUUAAUCUAACCUUAACCACACUGCUGACCUUAUGCCUAACCGUAACCUCACUGCUGACCUUAUGCCUAACCUUAACCACACUGCUGACCUUAUGCCUAACCUUAACCACACUGCUGACCUUAUGCCUAACCUUAACCACACUGCUGACCUUAUGCCUAACCUUAACCUCACUGCUGACCUUAUGCCUAAGCUUAACCUCACUGCUGACCUUAUGCCUAAGCUUAACCUCACUGCUGACCUUAUGCCUAAGCUUAACCUCACUGCUGACCUUAUGCCUAACCGUAAAUGAACGCUUUAAAGUCGAUGUCCGUGCCCCCGUGGAAAUCUAAUUAGUUUAAUAAAAAAUUCCCCAUUUAAAAAUCUGGUUAAGCUAGUGCCUUCAGAAAGUAUUCAUACCCCUCGACUGAUGCCACGUUUUGUUGUUACAGCCUGAAUUCAAAAUGGAUUCAAUCGAUUUUUUUCUACACACAAUACCCCAUAAUGACAAGGUGAAAACAUGUUUUUAGACAUUUUUGCACAUUUUAUUGAAAAUGAAAUACAGAAAUCUUAUUUACGUAAGUAUUCACAACCCUGAGUCAAUACUUUGUAAAGCACCUUUUGACGGUGAGUACAGCUUUGAGUCAUCUUGGAAUUUGUCUUUCAGCUUUGUACAUCUGGAUUUGGGGAUUUUCUCCUAUUGUUCCUUGCAGAUUUUCUCAAGCUCUGUUAAUAAGUUAGAUGGGGAGUGGCAGUGAACAGCAAUCUUCAAGUCUAUCCACUGGGUUUCAAGUCUGGGCUUUGGCUGGGCCACUCAAGGACUUUCACAUUCUUGUUCUGAAGCCAUUCCAGUGUUGCUUUGGCUGUAUUCUUGGGGUCAUUGUCCUGUUGGAACACCUGCUGAGGACUGGGGUAAAGUCAUAUUCUUUGAUGAAUCCCCUUUCCGAUUGUUUGGGGUAUCCGGAAAACACCUUGUCCGGAGAAGACAAGGUGAGCGCUACCAUCAGUCCUGUGUCAUGCCAACAGUAAAGCAUCCUGAGACCAUUCAUGUGUGGGGUUGCUUCUCAGCCAAGGGAGUGGGCUCACUCACAAUUUUGCCUAAGAACACAGCCAUGAAUAAAGAAUGGUACCAACACAUCCUCCGAGAGCAACUUCUCCCAACCAUCCAAGAACAGUUUGGUGACGACCAAUGCCUUUUCCAGCAUGAUGGAGCACCUUGCAAUAAGGCAAAAGUGAUAACUAAGUGGCUCGGGGAACAAAACAUUGACAUUUUGGGUCCAUGGCCAGGACACUCCCCAGACCUUAAUCCCAUUGAGAACUUGUGGUCAAUCCUCAAGAGGCGGGUGGACAAACAAAAACCCACAAAUUCUGACAAACUCCAAGCAUUGAUUAUGCAAGAAUGGGCUGCCAUCAGUCAGGAUGUGGCCCAGAAGUUAAUUGACUGCAUGCCAGGGCGGAUUGCAGAGGGCUUGAAAAAGAAGGGUCAACACUGCAAAUAUUGACUCUUUGCAUAAACUUCAUGUAAUUGUCAAUAAAAGCCUUUGACACUUAUGGAAUGCUUGUAAUUAUACUUCAGUAUACCAUAGUAACAUCUGACAAAAAUAUCUAAAAAUACUGAAGCGGCAAACUUUGAAGACCAAUACUUGUGUCAUUCUCAAAACUUUUGACCACGACUGUAGACAGGUGUGUUUCUUUCUAAAUCAUGUCCAAACAGUUGAAUUGGCCACAGGUGGACUCCAAUCAAGUUGUAGCGACAUCAAGGAGGAUCAAAGGAAAUAGGAUGCACCUGAGCUCAAUUUGGAGUGUCAUAGCAAAGGGGUGUGAAUACUUAAGUAAAUUAGAAUUUGGGAUUUUAUUUUCAAUAUUUCUAAAAACAUGUUUUCACUUUGUCAUUAUGAGAAAAAGUAAAAAAUAGAAUAUACGAAUAUUUAAGAUAUUAUAAGAAAUCUAUAAUUAUAAGAUAAUUCUUAAAUCUCUCAAAUAGACUAGGGCGGUGACCUUAUUUCCGCCACACCGGCAAUCAUCGUAGUCACAGUAGUUUCCUCUGGACAUGCAUUGGUACCCAACUAGCUAAUGAUCACCAGGUCGCUGGUCUGGUACUCAGCGCUCUAUUGUCCCUUUAACCACUCUGACAUCAAUGCAAUCGAAAAUCACAUACACUGAUCAUCAAAACAGUAUCAUGCUUUUAAAGCUCCGUUAGGCUGCACUGUGAUGAUCAUUUUGAUGAAAGACGCUCAACAACCGGUUGAAACUGAGUGGAAAACAUGCUUGUUGUGGGAUUUUGUUUCAAAGCCAAACACAACUAAAUGGACAGCGCUUUCUAAUCUAAGGUGAUGAUUCAUUCAAAGCGUUUAAGACUUGCAUGUGUACUGAACAAAAAUAUAAACGUAAGAUGGUAAGUGUAGGUCCCAUGUUUCAUGAGCUGAAAUAAAAGAUCCCAGAAAUGUUCAAUACGCACAAAAAGCGUAUUUCUCUCAAAUGUUGCGCACAAAUUUGUUUACAUCCCUGUUAGUGAGCAUUUCUUCUUUGCCAAGAUAAUCCAUCCACCUGACAGGGUGGCAUAUCAAGAAGCUGAUUAAGCAGCAUGAUCAUUACACAGGUGCACCUUGUGCUGGGGACACAAAGGCCACUCUAAAAUGUGCAGUUUUGUCACACAACACAAUGCCACAGAUGUCUCAAGUUUUGAGGGAGCGAGCAAUUGGCAUGCUGACUACAGGAAUGUCCACCAGAGUUGUUUCCAGAUAAUGUUAUGUUAAUUUCUCUACCAUAAGCCGCCUCUGUCAUUUUAGAGAAUUUGGCAGUACGUACAAAUGGCCUCAACCGCAGACCACAUGUAACCACAUCAGCCCAGGGCUUCUUCACCUGCGUGAUCAUCUGAGACCAGCCACCCUGACAGCUGAUGAAACUGAGGAGUAUUUCUGUCUGUAAUAAAGCCCUUUUGUGGGGAAAAUCUAAUUCUGAUUGGCUGGGCCUGGCUCCCCAGUGGGUGGGGCCACCAAUAGCAGUGUCCCUCCCCAGUCAUGUGGAAUCCAUAGAUUAGGGCCUAAUGAAUGUAUUUCAAUUGACCAAUUUCCUUAUGAACUGUAACUCAGCAAAAUCAUUGAAAAUGUUGCAUGUUGCGUUUUAUAUAUUUGUGCAGUAUAGAACACCCAUAUUAGAGCUUAUGUGUAUAUACACACAUGAGCCCAAGCGUAAUUAAAAUAAUGAUUGUGCUGUUAUACAAUACACAAUACAUAGCCAACCGCAGAAAACAUUUUUUUUUUUUUAUAUUUAAGAUACAUAAUUAGUCUAGCCUAUACUCUAAAAUUAAACAAUUUCUAGUAAUGGCCUUCUGAGUGUGGACUGUAUUAUGCUACGAUCCAAAGUGGAAGAUCACCUGUCGUGCAGCGCGAGGCUGCAUGCUCCUCAAACAGUGAUGUGAAGUGAAAUAAGUGUUCUUAUAAGCCCAGACGUUUCUAUAUGCAAUCCCGUGUGAAAGCAGAAAGCAUCAUGCAGCCCAUUAUAUGUUUUGAUUUCUAAGACAUUCUAUAAUUCACAACAACAUGUUCCUAAUAACUCUAAAUCUAGCAUAUAGGACCUGUUUCAAAGGAUCACUUUGACGCUCAACAUGGCCACUUCAUAUGAUCAUAUACAGUUUGGAGGACAAGUAUUUGAUACACUGCCGAUUUUACAGGUUUUCCUACUUACAAAGCAUGUAGAGGUCUGUAAUUUUUAUCAAAGGUACAUUUCAACUGUGAGAGUUGGAAUCUAAAACAAAAAUCCAGAAAAUCACAUUGUAUGAUUCUUAAGUAAUUCAUUUGCAUUUUUUUACAUGACAUAAGUAUUUGAUACAUCAGAAAAGCAGAACUUAAUAUUUGGUACAGACACCUUUGUUUGCAAUUACAGAGAUCAUACGUUUCCUGUAGGUCUUGACCAAGUUUGCACACACUGCAGCAGGGAUUUUGGCCCACUCCUCCAUACAGACCUUCUCCAGAUCCUUCAGGUUUCGGGGCUGUCGCUGGGCAAUACGGACUUUCAGCUCCCUCCAAAGAUUUUCUAUUGGGUUCAGGUCUGGAGACUGGCUAGGCCACUCCAGGACCUUGAGAUGCUUCUUACGGAGCCACUCCUUAGUUGCCCUGGCUGUGUGUUUCGGGUCGUUGUCAUGCUGGAAGACCCAGCCACGACCCAUCUUCAAUGCUCUUACUGAGGGAAGGAGGUUGUUGGCCAAGAUCUCGCGAUACAUGGCCCCAUCCAUCCUCCCCUCUAUACGGUGCAGUCGUCCUGUACCCUUUGCAGAAAAGCAUCCCCAAAUAAUUAUGUUUCCACCUCCAUGCUUCACGGUUGGGAUGGUGAUCUUGGGGUUGUACUCAUCCUUCUUCUUCCUCCAAACACGGCGAGUGGAGGUUAGACCAAAAAGCUCAAUUUUUGUCUCAUCAGAUCACAUGACCUUCUCCCAUUCCUCCUCUGGAUCAUCCAGAUGGUCAUUGGCAAACUUCAGACGGGCCUGGACAUGCGCUGGCUUGAGCAGGGGGACCUUGCGUGCGCUGCAGGAUUUUAAUCCAUGACGGCGUAGUGUGUUACUAAUGGUUUUCUUUGAGACUGUGGUCCCAGCUCUCUUCAGGUCAUUGACCAGGUCCUGCCGUGUAGUUCUGGGCUGAUCCCUCACCUUCCUCAUGAUCAUUGAUGCCCCACGAGGUGAGAUCUUGCAUGGAGCCCCAGACCGAGGGUGAUUAACCGUCAUCUUGAACUUCUUCCAUUUUCUAAUAAUUGUGCCAACAGUUGUUGCCUUCUCACCAAGCUGCUUGCCUAUUGUCCUGUAGCCCAUCCCAGCCUUGUGCAGGUCUACAAUUUUAUCCCUGAUGUCCUUACACAGCUCUCUGGUCUUGGCCAUUGUGGAGAGGUUGGAGUCUCUUUGAUUGAGUGGGUGGACAGGUGUCUUUUAUACAGGUAACGAGUUCAAACAGGUGCAGUUAAUACAGGUAAUGAGUGGAGAACAGGAGGGCUUCUUAAAGAAUAACGAACAGGUCUGUGAGAGCCGGAAUUCUUACUGGUUGGUAGGUGAUCAAAUACUUAUGUCAUGCAAUAAAAUGCAAAUGAAUUACUUAAAAAUCAUACAAUGUGAUUUUCGUUUUAGAUUCCGUCUCUCACAGUUGAAGUGUACCUAUGAUAAAAAUUACAGACCUCUACAUGCUUUGUAAGUAGGAAACACUGCCGAUUUUGCAGGUUAUCAAAUACUUGUUCUCCCCACUGUAUAUCAUCACUCGCUCUGGAAUGGAAAAAAUAUCCUUUCUAUUUCAUUUAAGUUCAGUUAUAUUGUUCUUACAUUAUUUUAUAUGAUCUUAUUGUAUUUUCUGCUAAAUGAACAAGCCUACAGCCUAUGGCAUGGAGCAUAGCCAGAUAACAUACAGUAGGCCAACUCAUAUUCUGUUCUUCUGAAAAACAUUUUCUUAAAUGUCAUAAUGUUCCUAACAUAAUGGAUUUAUAGUGACUUUGUAUUAAAUGGAUUUAUUAUACUUUUUAAAAUGUAGAUGUUUCAAAGGUGGCUUGUAUACGUGGAGGCCUGGAGAUGCUAAAAAUGUUUAUGUUAAUUAACGGUCAUUACCGUGAGACCGGCAGUCAUUUGCAUGACCAUAACAUGCUGACAAAAUUCAUCAAAUAAUUGUUUUAUAUAUUUUUGUUAUACCUACAGGGGUCUUAAAAUUCCAAAUGAAAUGGCUAAAUGAUCCUUUGUAUGACCAUCUUAAAACAAUUCCUUAUGUUAACUUCGUAGAAACCCAGCCCCGGGCCCUUUUUUUGUUGGUGUAUUUUUACGAUAUAGCCAAUUUUGACUUUGCAGAUGUGGAAACCAGAGAAAAGUUCCCCUUUCUGUCUGUAAUUCCUAGAUGGUAACUUUUCUUUCUGUCUAAUUCCCAGAGUAAUGUCUUUCUGUCUAAAUCCCAGAGUAAUGUCUUUCUGUCUAAUUCCCAGAGUAAUGUCGUUCUGUCUGUAAUUCCCAGAGUAAUGUCGUUCUGUCUAAUUCCCAGAGGAAUGUCGUUCUGUCUGUAAUUCCCAGAGUAAUGUCGUUCUGUCUAAUUCCCAGUGUAAUGUCUUUCUGUCUAAUUCCCAGAGGAAUGUCGUUAUGUCUGUAAUUCCCAGAGGAAUGUCGUUCUGUCUGUAAUUCCCAGAGUAAUGUCUUUCUGUCUAAUUCCCAGAGUAAUGUCUUUCUGUCUAAUUCCCAGAGGAAUGUCGUUAUGUCUGUAAUUCCCAGAGGAAUGUCGUUCUGUCUAAUUCCCAGAGGAAUGUCUUUCUGUCUAAUUCCCAGAGUAAUGUCGUUCUGUCUAAUUCCCAGAGGAAUGUCGUUAUGUCUGUAAUUCCCAGAGGAAUGUCGUUCUGUCUGUAAUUCCCAGAGUAAUGUCUUUCUGUCUGUAAUUCCCAGAGGAAUGUCGUUCUGUCUAAUUCCCAGAGGAAUGUCGUUCUGUCUGUAAUUCCCAGAGGAAUGUCGUUCUGUCUGUAAUUCCCAGAGUAAUGUCUCUCUGUCUGUAAUUCCCAGAGUAAUGUCGUUCUGUCUGUAAUUCCCAGAGGAAUGUCGUUCUGUCUGUAAUUCCCAGAGUAAUGUCUUUCUGUCUGUAAUUCCCAGAGGAAUGUCGUUCUGUCUGUAAUUCCCAGAGGAAUGUCGUUCUGUCUGUAAUUCCCAGAGUAAUGUCGUUCUGUCUGUAAUUCCCAGAGGAAUGUCAUUCUGUCUAAUUCCCAGAGGAAUGUCGUUCUGUCUGUCCCUCCCAGGUGGUCACCCUCACAUCUGGACGGCCCUGAGUAAGGAGUGUCUGUCUCUGUUGUCUGACCUGACUGAGAGGCUGGUAGUGUACCAUGACGCUGUAGCCACGAACGGACGGGCCAAGUCCCAGUCGACAGGAAGCAACAAGCGGUCCGCCGCCACCUCGUCGGAAAGCUCCGGUAGCUACUGCUCUGUCAGUGGUGUCUCUCUGAAGAACAUUAUUUUUUACAGUGCAUUCGGAAAGUAUUCAGACCACUUGACUUUUUCCACAUUUUGUUACGUUACAGCCUCAUUCUAAAAUUGAUUAAAUAAAUAAAAAUCAGCAAUCUACACACAAUACCCCAUAAUGACAAACAAAAACAGGUUUUUAGAAAUGUUUGCAAAUGUAUUAGAAAUAAAAAAUGGAAAUAUCACAUUUACGUAAGUAUUCAGACCCUUUACUCAGUACUUUGUUGAAGCACCUUUGGCAGCGAUUACAGCCUCGAGACUUCUUGGGUAUGACGCUACAAGCUUGGCACACCUGUAUUUGGGGAGUUUCUCCCAUUCUUCUCUGCAGAUCCUCUCAAGCUCUGUCAGGUUGGAUGGGGAGCGUCGCUGCACAGCUAUUUUCUGGUCUCUCCAGAGAUGUUCGAUCGGGUUCAAGUCCGGGCUCUGGCUGGGCCACUCAAGGACAUUCAGAGACUUGUCCCGAAGCCACUCCUGCGUUGUCAUGGCUGUGUGCUUAGGGUCGUUGUCCUGUUGGAGGGUGAACCUUCACCCCAGUCUAAGGUCCUGAGCGCUCUGGAGCAGGUUUUCAUCAAGGAUCUCUCUGUACUUUGCUCCGUUCAUCUUUCCUUCAAUCCUGACUAGUCUCCCUGCCGCUGAAAAACAUGAUGCUGCCACCACCAUGCUUCACCGUAGGGAUGGUGCCAGGUUUCCUCCAGACGUGAUGCUUGUCAUUCAGGCCAACGAGUUCAAUCGUGGUUUCAUCAGACCAGAGAAUCUUGUUUCUCAUGGUCUGAGAGUCCUUCAGGUGUCUUUUGGCAAACUCCAAGCGGGUUGUCAUGUGCAUUUUACUGAGGAGUGGCUUCCGUCUGGCCACUCCACCAUAAAGGCCUGAUUUGGUGGAGUGCUGCAGAGAUGGUUGUCCUUCUGGAAGGUUCUCCCAUCUCCACAGAGGAACUCCGGAGUUCUGUCAAAGUGGCCAUCGGGUUCUUGGUCACAUCCCUGACCAAGGCCCUUCUCCCCCGAUUGCUCAGUUUGGCCGGGCGUCCAGCUCUAGGAAGAGUCUUGGUGGAUCCAAACUUCUUCCAUUUAAGAAUGAUGGAGGCCACUGUGUUCUUGGGGACCUUCAAUGCUGCAGACAUUUUUUGGUACCCUUCCCCAGAUCUGUGCCUCGACACAAUCCUGUCUCGGAGCUCUACGGACAAUUCCUUCGACCUCAUGGCUUGGUUUUUGCUCUGACAUGCACUGUCAACUGUGGGACCUUAUAUAGACAGGUGUGUGCCUUUCCAAAUCAUGUCCAAUCAAUUGAAUUUACCACAGGUGGAGUCCAAGUUGUAGAAACAUCUCAAGGAUGAUCAAUGGAAACAGGAUGCACCUGAGCUUAAUUUCAAGUCUCAUAGCAAAGGGUCUGAAUACUUAUGUAAAUAAGGUAUUUCUGUUUUUAUUUUUAAUACAUUUGCAAAAAUGUCUAAGAACCUGUUUUUGCUUUGUCAUUAUGGAGUAUUUUGUGUUGAUAGAGGCUUAAAAUAAAAAAAUCAAUUUUAGGAUAAGGCUGUAACAUAACAAUGUGGAAAAGGUCAAGGGGUCUGAAUACGUUCCAAAGGCACUGUAUAUGUAGCUGUUUAUUUGAAUUUUUCCCAGGUCGGUAAACUGCGUUCACAGUAGAUAAGGCACGGGGGGGGGGGGGGGGUGUGGUAUAUGGCCAAUAUACCACGGCUAAGGGCUGUUCUUACGCACGACGCAACGCGGAUUAUACAGCCUGAAUACAGCCCUUAGCCGUGGUAUAUUGGCCAUAUACCACAAACCCCUGAGGUGCCUUAUUGCUAUUAUAAACCGGUUACCAACGUAAUUAGAGCAGGAAAAAUAAAUGUUUUGUCAUGCCUGUGGUAUACGCCAAUCAGCAUUCAGGGUUCGAACCACCCAGUUUAUAAUCAUGUAUACAUUCUGGAGAACAUUCUGAACCAACGUAAAAAAUAGAAGUGGUCAGCCAAUCAUGGGAUGCAGCUUUGUUUUACAGCCUUGAACUAACACGUUCUUCUAAUCAACUGCUCAUCAAGAUCUUGAUUAGAGUCAGCCUUGUUAGUGCAGGGCUGGAACAAAAGCCUGCUCACCCUGUAUCUCCCCAGAACCAGGGUUGAGGUCAGAUCACCUUUUUAAGAGCAUGUUAGUCCUUUAAAAACACGUUUCUGACUCCUCCUCCCAGUAUCUUCUGUAGAUAUGGAGGAUAUGAAGACUCCUCGGCCCAGCGCGCUGAUCAGAACCCCUGGCUCGGUGUUCUUGCGUUCCUCUGUCGGGGCGGGGCUGGGUGGGCUGCGAACUCCCCUCACCGCCCCUUUUACCCCGGACCUAGACAGCCCCUUCUCCUCCCCUGCCCUGCGGCGCCUCGCUGGCCCCCUGGAGCCUCUGGGGCCCCUGUCCCCCGGCUUCAACUCCAUCCAGAGCCCUCACGUCAUGAGGAGGGGCCCCAAACUCUGGUCUGCUUCUACAGGUGAGGGCCAGCCCAGGGGCCACAUACGGCUGAUUUUACUAAUGGACUGGACUAUUAUUUCACUAGCAAUGCUGCUAUUACUGCAAUGAGCCAAGGGAUCGCAUAGUAUGACUGGUAUCAUAUUAUCAUUCACCUUUCAGAACCAUGGAUUUGUUUUUAACGUUGACAAGUCAACAACGGUGAUGUUUAUUGACCAAUGAAUUCAGACCAUUCUUUGUGUGUCUGUCUAGACUCCCAGCUGAACAGCAGUCCCACGCCAUCUCCUGGUCCCGCCCCCACCCAGGCGGAUCUCAAACCCUCCUUCCUUGUUGCCUUCCUACAGAACAGGAAGGACCAGGUACUGCCUUGCAUUUCUAAACAUGUUCUCCCGUUUGGUACCUACUGAAUAGGACCCUGUAUUAUUUUACACCGUAGAUAUUAGGUCCCUAUCUGGCUGAUUUUAGUGAUAUGGUGUAUUAUUUUACACUAUACUUCAUUCCUUUGUAUUAACAUUGUAAUUGUCCCAUUCAGGUUAAACAUUUCUUGGCAAAGCGGGUGCUGAUAAUGUAUUUGUUUAACAAGGUAAGGUUGUGUGUACCUGCAUGCUGUCUCUGGGUUGUGGGACUAGGAUGCUGUCUCUGGGUUGUGUGUACCUGCAUGCUGUCUCUGGGUUGUGGGACUAGGAUGUUGUCUCUGGGUUGUGGGACUAGGAUGCUGUCUAGGUUGUGGGACUAGGAUGCUGUCUCUAGGUUGUGGGACUAGGAUGUUGUCUCUAGGUUGUGGGACUAGGAUGUUGUCUCUGGGUUGUGGGACUAGGAUGUUGUCUCUAGGUUGUGGGACUAGGAUGCUGUCUCUAGGUUGUGGGACUAGGAUGUUGUCUCUGGGUUGUGGGACUAGAAUGUUGUCUCUGGGUUGUGGGACUAGAAUGUUGUCUCUGGGUUGUGGGACUAGGAUGCUGUCUCUAGGUUGUGGGACUAGGAUGCUGUCUAGGUUGUGGGACUAGGAUGCUGUCUAGGUUGUGGGACGAGGAUGUUGUCUCUGGGUUGUGGGACUAGGAUGUUGUCUCUAGGUUGUGGGACUAGAAUGUUGUCUCUGGGUUGUGGGACUAGGAUGUUGUCUCUGGGUUGUGGGACUAGGAUGUUGUCUCUAGGUUGUGGGACUAGGAUGUUGUCUCUGGGUUGUGGGACUAGGAUGUUGUCUCUGGGUUGUGGGACUAGGAUGCUGUCUCUAGGUUGUGGGACUAGGAUGUUGUCUCUAGGUUGUGGGACUAGGAUGCUGUCUAGGUUGUGGGACUAGGAUACUGUCUCUAGGUUGUGGGACUAGAAUGUUGUCUCUGGGUUGUGGGACGAGGAUGUUGUCUCUAGGUUGUGGGACUAGGAUGCUGUCUAGGUUGCUAGGAUACUGUCUCUGGGACUCAUGGGCUCACUGCAUGCUCUUCCCCAAAUCAUCCCUAACAAAUCAUCUACGUAACGCUGGAUGUUACCUGGUCUAGCAGCCUCACCAUUCAUUACUAAUUAAACUGAGAUAAUUACAUUUUACAUUUUUACAUUUUUAGUCAUUUAGCAGACGCUCUUAUCCAGAGCGACUUACAGGAGCAAUUAGGGUUAAGUGCCUUGCUCAAGGGCACAUUGACAGAUUUUUCACCUAGUCGGCUCGGGGAUUAGAACCAGCGACCUUUCGGUUACUUAACCACUAAGCUACCUGCCGCCCCAACAAGAAUAGCUCUAUCAUUCAGGCAUUAGUCAUUCUACAUUUUAAGCUAAAGUGUUUGUUAGGUCAUAAGCCUGUAUUAGAAGAUGCUUAAACAUUAUUAAAAUAUAAAAAGUGAUUGUAUUGAAUUGUGUUUGGGAAAUAAAUAUAGACAUGGUUUUAAAAAGGUUGUGGUAAUAUUUCAAUCUGUACAGAAAUGUAGGUGUCUUAACUUACCCCAUACCCGGCUUAACUUACCCCAUACCCGGCUUAACUUACCCCAUACCCGGCUCAACUUACCCCAUACCCGGCUCAACUUACCCCAUACCCGGCUUAACUUACCCCAUACCCGGCUCAACUUACCCCAUACCCGGCUCAACUUAACCCAUACCCGGCUUAACUUACCCCAUACCCGGCUCAACUUACCCCAUACCGGCUUAACUUACCCCAUACCCGGCUUAACUUACCCCAUACCCGGCUCAACUUACCCCAUACCCGGCUUAACUUACCCCAUACCCGGCUUAACUUACCCCAUACCCGGCUUAACUUACCCCAUACCCGGCUUAACUUACCCCAUACCCGGCUAACUUACCCCAUACCCGGCUUAACUUACCCCAUACCCGGCUUAACUUACCCCAUACCCGGCUUAACUUACCCCAUACCCGGCUUAACUUACCCCAUACCCGGCUUAACUUACCCCAUACCCGGCUCAACUUACCCCAUACCCGGCUCAACUUACCCCAUACCCGGCUUAACUUACCCCAUACCCGGCUUAACUUACCCCAUACCCGGCUUAACUUACCCCAUACCCGGCUCAACUUACCCCAUACCCGGCUUAACUUACCCCAUACCCGGGUUGUGCCAAAAGACCACUUUGUGGACAAGCUAUGUUUUCAAAACUGUAAUGUUUACAUGAAUUCUGAUUUAUUUCCAGGGAUACACAACAUCCUGAAAUAUAUGUAGAUAUCUUUGUUAGAAAGAAUACUAUAUUUCCCUUGAUGGAUUGAUGCUGAAUGUAAAACAAAAAUGGCUCAACUUACCCCACCCUCCCCUACUAAUUAAGCUCACACACUCCGUCUUUCUGAAAUGACCAAUGGCAUCUAAAGGCCUUAGCUACUGCCUGGAGCCAGAAGCUACCCAGUAGCCAGCGUUAACGGAGCUAAUCAGGUCAAUAGUAUGCUGUUCAUGGUGUUGGUUAUUUUAAUCACUUCCAACUGAAGCAUACUGGUUAUCUCCUCCACCUUCCUCUGUCCUAGCAUGCUGUGAUGGCCAGGGACCUCUCCAUACCAUAUUAUCACUAUACUUAGGUGCUGAUACCAUAUGUAUUGCGAUUCUAUAUGUGUUACGAUUUGAUACUGAGAUUUUGUUUGCGAAUAUAUUGUCUAAAAACAUGUUGGCUCACUAAUUUAAAAAGAAGACUGAGAACAAGCAAUAGGAAAAUACUGUAGUGUUGAUGCAGACAGCCGCCUUGCGCUAGCUAACCAUACCUUCUACAAAAAUCGAUACUUGGAGUCAAAGUAGCGAUAUGAUAUAUCGUCCAAAAAUGAUAUAUUGCGGUAUGUAACUGUAUGGAUCCCCCUAACACCAUACUAUUGCUGCCGUCAUAGUUAGCUAUCGCUAACACCAUAUUAUUGCUGUCGUCGUAGUUAGCUAUGGCUAACACCAUAUUAUUGCUGCCGUCGUAGUUAGCUAUGGCUAACACCAUGUUAUUGCUGCCGUCAUAGUUAGCUAUCGCUAACACCAUACUAUUGCUGUCGUCGUAGUUAGCUAUGGCUAACACCAUAUUAUUGCUGCCGUCGUAGUUAGCUAUGGCUAACACCAUACUAUUGCUGCCGUCCUAGUUAGCUAUGGCUAACACCAUACUAUUGCUGCCGUCAUAGUUAGCUAUCGCUAACACCAUACUAUUGCUGCCGUCAUAGUUAGCUAUCGCUAACACCAUACUAUUGCUGCCGUCCUAGUUAGCUAUGGCUAACACCAUAUUAUUGCUGCCGUCGUAGUUAGCUAUGGCUAACACCAUACUAUUGCUGCCGUCCUAGUUAGCUAUGGCUAACACCAUACUAUUGCUGCCGUCCUAGUUAGCUAUCGCUAACACCAUACUAUUGCUGCCGUCCUAGUUAGCUAUCGCUAACACCAUACUAUUGCUGCCGUCCUAGUUAGCUAUCGCUAACACCAUACUAUUGCUGCCGUCAUAGUUAGCUAUCGCUAACACCAUACUAUUGCUGCCGUCCUAGUUAGCUAUGGCUAACACCAUAUUAUUGCUGCCGUCGUAGUUAGCUAUGGCUAACACCAUACUAUUGCUGCCGUCCUAGUUAGCUAUGGCUAACACCAUACUAUUGCUGCCGUCCUAGUUAGCUAUGGCUAACACCAUACUAUUGCUGCCGUCCUAGUUAGCUAUCGCUAACACCAUACUAUUGCUGCCGUCCUAGUUAGCUAUGGCUAACACCAUAUUAUUGCUGCCGUCGUAGUUAGCUAUGGCUAACACCAUACUAUUGCUGCCGUCCUAGUUAGCUAUGGCUAACACCAUAUUAUUGCUGCCGUCGUAGUUAGCUAUGGCUAACACCAUACUAUUGCUGCCGUCCUAGUUAGCUAUGGCUAACACCAUACUAUUGCUGCCGUCAUAGUUAGCUAUCGCUAACACCAUACUAUUGCUGCCGUCAUAGUUAGCUAUCGCUAACACCAUACUAUUGCUGCCGUCCUAGUUAGCUAUGGCUAACACCAUAUUAUUGCUGCCGUCGUAGUUAGCUAUGGCUAACACCAUACUAUUGCUGCCGUCCUAGUUAGCUAUGGCUAACACCAUACUAUUGCUGCCGUCCUAGUUAGCUAUCGCUAACACCAUACUAUUGCUGCCGUCCUAGUUAGCUAUCGCUAACACCAUACUAUUGCUGCCGUCCUAGUUAGCUAUCGCUAACACCAUACUAUUGCUGCCGUCAUAGUUAGCUAUCGCUAACACCAUACUAUUGCUGCCGUCCUAGUUAGCUAUGGCUAACACCAUAUUAUUGCUGCCGUCGUAGUUAGCUAUGGCUAACACCAUACUAUUGCUGCCGUCCUAGUUAGCUAUGGCUAACACCAUACUAUUGCUGCCGUCCUAGUUAGCUAUGGCUAACACCAUACUAUUGCUGCCGUCCUAGUUAGCUAUCGCUAACACCAUACUAUUGCUGCCGUCCUAGUUAGCUAUGGCUAACACCAUAUUAUUCUGCCGUCGUAUUAGCUAUGGCUAACACCAUACUAUUGCUGCCGUCCUAGUUAGCUAUGGCUAACACCAUAUUAUUGCUGCCGUCGUAGUUAGCUAUGGCUAACACCAUACUAUUGCUGCCGUCCUAGUUAGCUAUCGCUAACACCAUACUAUUGCUGCCGUCCUAGUUAGCUAUCGCUAACACCAUACUAUUGCUGCCGUCCUAGUUAGCUAUGGCUAACACCAUACUAUUGCUGCCGUCAUAGUUAGCUAUGGCUAACACCAUACUAUUGCUGCCGUCAUAGUUAGCUAUGGCUAACACCAUACUAUUGCUGCCGUCCUAGUUAGCUAUCGCUAACACCAUAUUAUUGCUGCCGUCGUAGUUAGCUAUGGCUAACACCAUACUAUUGCUGCCGUCCUAGUUAGCUAUCGCUAACACCAUAUUAUUGCUGCCGUCGUAGUUAGCUAUGGCUAACACCAUACUAUUGCUGCCGUCCUAGUUAGCUAUCGCUAACACCAUAUUAUUGCUGCCGUCGUAGUUAGCUAUGGCUAACACCAUACUAUUGCUGCCGUCGUAGUUAGCUAUCGCUAACACCAUAUUAUUGCUGCCGUCGUAGUUAGCUAUGGCUAACACCAUAUUAUUGCUGUCGUCGUAGUUAGCUAUGGCUAACACCAUAUUAUUGCUGCCGUCAUAGUUAGCUAUGGCUAACACCAUAUUAUUGCUGUAGUGUAACUGAGUUUCCUAACUCAUUGUUGUCUCUCCCUGCAGCUGCCGGAAGCUUCCAGUCAGGCCCUGUUCGCUGACAGCCAGGCUCACAUAUGGGCUCUAGAAGGUCUUUCAUUCUUCAUAAAAACUCAUCAGACUUUUGCGCAGAAAACAACAAGAUUUCACAUUCUUGUAAAGAUUUUGAUAUUAGCCUAAUCUCCUCCCUUCUUACUGUAGGUCUGUCUCACCUGGUGGCGGCGUCCUACUCUGAGGACCAGUAUGGUAUCGUUCAGACCACCCUGCCUGCCAUCCUCAGCACCAUGCUGGUGUUACAGGAGGUGAGAUGUCAGCCUUGGUAGAGCAUGGGUGAAGCAGCUUCAGACCUGCCUACUUCUCACUUAAACAAAGUUGUUUUUUAAUUCAACAAUGGUACAGUAUCUGCUGCUUCCCAUUUACCUAUCCUUAGUUGGUCAUGUUUCACUAAAUCAUUUGUUCGAUUAUGGGGAAAAAUCGACAUAAAUAUAUGUUAGGGCAAACCCAGCCAUACCAAGGCUGCUUAGUGCCUGACUGUCUUCCCCCUCCCCUCUCCUCACCCCUCCCUCUCCUCACCCUCCCCCUCCUCACCCUCCCUCUCCUCACCCCUCCCUCCCUCCACCUCCUCCCCAUCCCCCUCCUCACCUCCCUCUCCUCACCCCUCCCCCUCCUACCCGCCCCCGCCGCCCCCUCCCCCUCCUCCCCCCUCCCCGCUCCCCCCCCUCCUCACCCCUCCCCCUCCGCACCCCUCCACCCUCCGCUCCUCACGCCCUCCCCCUCCUCACCCUCCUCACCCCUCCCCUCCUCACCCCUCCUCUGCCUCACCCCUCACCCGCCAUCUCCGGCACCCCGCCUCUCCGCACCCCUCCCCCUCCUCAACCCUCCCUCUCCUCACCUCACGACCUAACCCCGCCCCCCUCACACGCCCUCUCCUCACCCCUCCCUCUCCUCACCCCCCCCACUCCUCACCCCGCCCCCCUCGCUCACCCUCCCUCGCCCUCACCCAUCCCUCUUGCCCGCCCCCCCCCUCCUCCCCUCCUCAACCCUCCCCCUCCUCACCUCCCCCUCCUCACCCCCCCUCUCUCGCCCACCCCCCUCCUCCCCCUGCCUCGCCCCCUCCUGCUCCUCACCCUCCCUCUCCUCACCAUCCCGCUCCUCACCCCUCCCUCUCCUCACCCCCCCCCUCCGCACCCCCUCCCUCUCAUCACCCCUCCCUCUCCUCACCCGUCCCAUCGCCUCACCCUCCCCUUCCUCACCCCUCCCCUCCUCACCCCUCCCUCUCCUCGACCCUCCCGCUCCUCACCCACCCCGGCACUCUCCCUCUCCUCACCCCUCCCUCUCCUCAACCCCUCCCUUUCCUCACCCACCCCUCUCCUCACCCCUCCCUCUCCUCACCCCUCUUCCUCCCUCCAGGCCGUGGACCGUCACUUCAAGCUACCCCAUACCUCCUCUAAACCAGGUCACUCCUCCUGCAGUAUGGGAGACGGCAGCUAUAAGACGCUCCGCUUCGCCCUACGAUCCACCCUCAAGACCGCUGUCUACAGGAUCACAGCCACCUUCGGAGAACACCUCCAGUAAGGAUAGCAGAUGUAGUCAUAAUAUGGGGUGAUGGAGCUAGAAGAUACUGUAAUAUGGGGUGAUGGAGCUAGAAUAUACUGUAAUAUGGGGUGAUGGAGCUAGAAGAUACUGUAAUAUGGGGUGAUGGAGCUAGAAGAUACUGUAAUAUGGGGUGAUGGAGCUAGAAGAUACUGUAAUAUGGGGUGAUGGAGCUAGAAGAUACUGUAAUAUGGGGUGAUGGAGCUAGAAGAUACUGUAAUAUGGGGUGAUGGAGCUAGAAGAUACUGUAAUAUGGGGUGAUGGAGCUAAAAUAUACUGUAAUAUGGGGUGAUGGAGCUAGAAGAUACUGUAAUGUGGGGUGAUGGAGCUAGAAGAUACUGUAAUAUGGGGUGAUGGAGCUAGAAGAUACUGUAAUAUGGGGUGAUGGAGCUAGAAGAUACUGUAAUAUGGGGUGAUGGAGCUAGAAGAUACUGUAAUAUGGGGUGAUGGAGCUAGAAGUACUGUAAUAUGGGGUGAUGGAGCUAGAAGAUACUGUAAUAUGGGGUGAUGGAGCUAGAAGAUACUGUAAUAUGGGGUGAUGGAGCUAGAAGAUACUGUAAUAUGGGGUGAUGGAGCUAGAAGAUACUGUAAUAUGGGGUGAUGGAGCUAGAAGAUACUGUAAUAUGGGGUGAUGGAGCUAGAAGAUACUGUAAUAUGGGGUGAUGGAGCUAGAAGAUACUGUAAUAUGGGGUGAUGGAGCUAGAAGAUACUGUAUAUGGGGUGAUGGAGCUAGAAGAUACUGUAAUAUGGGGUGAUGGAGCUAGAAGAUACUGUAAUAUGGGGUGAUGGAGCUAGAAGAUACUGUAAUAUGGGGUGAUGGAGCUAGAAGAUACUGUAAUAUGGGGUGAUGGAGCUAGAAGAUACUGUAAUAUGGGGUGAUGGAGCUAGAAGAUACUGUAAUAUGGGGUGAUGGAGCUAGAAGAUACUGUAAUAUGGGGUGAUGGAGCUAGAAGAUACUGUAAUAUGGGGUGAUGGAGCUAGAAGAUACUGUAAUAUGGGGUGAUGGAGCUAGAAGAUACUGUAAUAUGGGGUGAUGGAGCUAGAAGAUACUGUAAUAUGGGGGUGAAUGGGGAGCUAGAAGAUACUGUAAUAUGGGGUGAUGGAGCUAGAAGAUACUGUAAUAUGGGGUGAUGGAGCUAGAAGAUACUGUAAUAUGGGGUGAUGGAGCUAGAAGAUACUGUAAUAUGGGGUGAUGGAGCUAGAAGAUACUGUAAUAUGGGGGUGAUGGAGCUAGAAGAUACUGUAAUAUGGGGUGAUGGAGCUAGAAGAUGCUGUAAUAUGGGGUGAUGGAGCUAGAAGAUACUGUAAUAUGGGGUGAUGGAGCUAGAAGAUACUGUAAUAUGGGGUGAUGGAGCUAGAAGAUAAUAGUAAAGUAGGGUUGGCAGUUGAGAACACUCAAGUAGAGGCCAAACACUCAAUUGCUCCAUCGCAUACCUUUAUUGCUUCAUAAUGUAUUGGUCCCACAAUGAAUUUUGUCUGGUCAUCUACUACUUUAUAGAAUAGGUGUUUGCAGUUGUGGAUGUGAAACUUAGUUUGGAUGUUUAUCCUUGUCCUAGUCCUGCGAACACGGAUCUGAUUGUUUGAUUUGUGUGUCUCUGGUUUCCAGCGCUGUCCAGAUGUCAGCAGAGCACCGGAAGAAACUGCAGCACUUCCUGGAGUAUAAAGAGUGAAGGCAUGAGAGACAGGAGUGUGUCUGAUAAUGGUAGUGUGACUGAGUUGAUAUUAAUAUUGUGUGUGUUCUUCCUAUUGAAAGAUCUUGAAAGUGCCGCUUCAAAUUGGAUGCCUAUAGUACUGUUCAUGGGAAACGAGAUUGCUACCAAGUUUUUGUUAGUUUUUUUGUUUUUUUGUAAUGUACAUUAUUUGUUAGUUUUUUGUCUUAUCAGACCAUUUUGUAAUGAGCUCGUCAAUAAAGUUUCGUCCGGCUGAUAAAUUGCUACAAAAGAUGCAUGUCAAUGUUUCUGCUUUUUUAUUUUUUUACUCAAAUGAAUGUGAGUGUGAUUGUGACAUGAGUCUAGGAAGUCUUUGAAAAGUCACCUCCAGCAACUUUUCAGUUCACAUAUGAUCGAUGACCACAUGGUGAACGAAUAAAAUGUUUUGUAAAGA
Messenger RNA from Coregonus sp. 'balchen', 33392 nucleotides. NCBI's taxonomy places the organism in Eukaryota, Metazoa, Chordata, Actinopteri, Salmoniformes, Salmonidae. The record is from the annotation of a GenBank genome assembly.